UACAAUAAAAACCCAUUUUCGCAGAAGCUACGGUUGGAACGUGGCAUCGCUCAACAAAUCCAUCUCCCCCCCCUCCCCCCUCUCUCUGCAAACCAGUCCAAAUCUACAGUUAAUACUCUUCUCUUUUCCUUGCUUCACUCUUCAUUCAAUGGCGGAUUGGUCUACCCUCCCCGCUGAACUCCUCAACCUCGUCUCCCAACAACUCCCCACCUCAACCGACGUCCUCCGCUUCCGUUCUGUAUGCGCUACCUGGCGCGCUGCUGUUCCCCCCCCACCCACCACCGCCACCCGCUUUCCUAUCCUCCCUAAUUCCGGCAUUUCCGACACCAGCUGGGGUUUUUACCUCUCCAAACGCACCAUCUAUUCUCUCCAAUCGCCCCUCACCGAUCAUUCCUCAUGGAUCAUCAAACUCGAACGGGAUAAUCCGUCCCGGAUGCAUCUCCUAAACCCGCUUGCGCGGUCCCAAUUCAGACCCUUGCCUAACAAUUUUCCCAAGCUCUUUAAUUUCUUCAAUGUUAGGGUUAAAGAACUUGGUGAAGAAUAUGCUCUUCAGUAUAUUAAUUUUAGACCGACAGCGAAUUCGAUUGGAGAGGCCGGGAACCUCUACAUGGAAAAAGUUGCGGUUUCUAAUAACUUGGGGAAUGGGUUUGUGCUUUUGACAAUUCACGUGUCUGGGAAAUUGGUCGUUUAUAAGUCUGGUGACGAGAAAUGGAGGGUUAUUGAUGAUUUGCCGUCGCCUUAUGACGAUGUGAUUCUUAGAGAAGGGAGAUUUUAUGCGGUUGAUAACACCGGUAGAGUUGUUCUUGUGAAUAGUCUGGAUUUGAAUGUGAGUCUUGUUGCGAAUUCGAUUUUCGGUGGUGACAAGAAGUUUCUUGUGGAUUCGGAUGGGGACUUGUUGUUAGUGGAUAUGUAUUUGAGCGUUGGACCAGCAGAUGAUUUAGGUUUUAAUGAGGGAUUCGAGUUUUAUGAGGAGUUUGAUUGUUUUAUGAGUGAGAGGACUGUGAAGUUUAAGGUGUUCAGAUUGGAUGAAAACGUGGGAAAAUGGGUAGAACUGGCUGAUUUGGGGGAUAGGUUGUUGUUUCUGGGUGACAAUUGUACCUUCUCAGCGCGGGCUUCAGAAAUUUCUGGCGAUGAUAAGUAUAGAGGGAACUGUAUAUUUUUCACUGAUCAGUAUUGCAAUAGGGAUGAUGAUGGGUUGUGGAAGAGCCGUGGUGUUGGAGUGUUUGAUCUGGAGAGUGGGAGUAUUGGGCCAAUUGGUAAUCACGUUGGUUAUUCCAAGAUGUUUUGGCCUCCUCCUGAUUGGGUCUGUUCAACUGCAUCCAUAGAAGAUGGGCUGUAUCGACUGAAUAUUUAACAUUUCAAAGUUCUGGAAAUCAGGGAGAUUAAUAGCUGACAGUGGAUGAACUGUAAGAACAUACUGCAGUUGGUAGUUGCAUGAUUUUUCAACCUGCAUCAAUAAUCAAUCUCUUCAGUUCCAAGGUUGUACUUGGCUCCUAUCAUGUUGGUGAUGCUGAUCGACCUAUGUCAGCUACUCUAUGAAUUGGAUCAUACGUUUCAUUUUUCUUCAUUUAGAAAAUUUCAUCCACCUAUGACUUUGGAUUUGUUAUGACAUGUAAACGACAUCAUUUUAUCAGAUGAAACAAUGCUGAAAUGUCCAUGCUGUCAUAAUAGUUAUACUGGAUUGAAGUUUAUGAGCAUCUAUUGUUGAUGCAACUUUCUAUCCGAAUAUCUUGGGGCUUUCCUGACA
This is a messenger RNA of Sesamum indicum (sesame), 1747 nucleotides long. Its product is annotated as F-box protein SKIP23. Gene Ontology annotation, molecular function: protein binding. The record is from RefSeq and is a predicted model, not a curated record. Lineage: Eukaryota; Viridiplantae; Streptophyta; Magnoliopsida; Lamiales; Pedaliaceae.